ACUGUACAGUGAGGUUAAAAGGAGAUUAACUUCUCUCUCACAACCCCUCCUUCAAUCACUGAAUCAUAAUUCUCAUUCUCAGACCAUAAAUCUGUAGCCGUGCCACCGAACUUCAUAUCUUCUCAUCCACACAUGGCUUCUGAUUCCCUCCACUCUACUGUCCAUCAGCAACCCUCACCAAACCUCACUUCGUUCCCCAUCAUUUUGAAGUUUGAGGAGGUGGUGUACAAAGUGAAACCAGACCAUAGAGGACUGUGUCGGGGAAGAAGUUCAUGGAGUUCCACAGAGAAGACGAUACUGAACGGAAUCACAGGCAUGGUAUUUCCAGGUGAGAUUCUGGCCAUGUUGGGCCCUUCGGGAAGUGGCAAAACGACACUUCUCACAGCUCUCGGAGGUCGUUUAAUUGGCAGAUUAUCGGGCAAAAUCACCUACAACGACCAACCUUUCUCAGGUUCCAUAAAGAGAAGAACAGGCUUCGUGGCUCAGGACGAUGUUCUAUACCCACACCUCACAGUUUCUGAAACUCUGAUCUUCACCGCACUUCUCAGGCUUCCCAACAGCCUCACGAAUAACGACAAGAUUGCUCACGCCGAGAGAGUCAUCACAGAGCUGGGCCUGACACGGUGCAGGAACAGCAUCGUCGGAGGGGCAUUGAUCAGAGGAAUAUCAGGUGGAGAGAAGAAGCGAGUGAGCAUAGGUCAAGAAAUGCUAAUAAAUCCGAGCUUGUUGCUGCUAGACGAGCCCACUUCGGGGUUGGACUCCACGACGGCGCAAAGGAUAUUGACCACCAUCAAAGGGGUGGCGCGUGGCGGAAGGACGGUGGUGACCACCAUCCACCAACCGUCGAGCCGGCUGUAUCAUAUGUUUGAUAAGGUGGUGGUGCUGUCGGAAGGACGAUGUAUAUAUAACGGACCUGCAUCGGCGGCCAUGGAGUAUUUUUCUUCUAUCGGCUUCUCCACAUCCAUCACUCUCAAUCCUGCUGACUUCUUGCUCGAUCUUGCUAACGGGAUUGCCCCAGACCCCGAGCAUGCAAGCGAACAAAGUGAGGGCCUGGAACAAGAAAGGAAGCUAACCAGAGAAGCUCUCAUUUCUGCUUAUGACAAGAACAUUGCUCCCAAGUUGAAACUUGAGAUUUCUAACUCGAGAAUGGACAUCUACAGCUUCAACAAGCAUGCUUCAUCUAGAAAUGACCCAACAAAAGCAGAGCAAUGGUGCACAAGCUGGUGGUAUCAGUUCAAGGUGCUGUUACAGAGAGGACUCAAAGAACGAAGGUAUGAAGCCUUCAAUAGAUUGAGAAUAUUCCAAGUCAUAAGUGUGGCUUUUCUUGGUGGACUCUUGUGGUGGCAUACCCCAGAAUCUCACAUUCAAGACAGGGUAGCGUUACUGUUUUUCUUCUCAGUUUUCUGGGGAUUCUACCCUCUCUACAACGCAGUUUUCACUUUCCCACAAGAGAGAAGAAUGCUGAUCAAGGAGAGGUCUUCAGGAAUGUAUCGUCUCUCUUCCUACUUUAUGGCAAGAACAAUAGGAGACCUGCCAUUGGAGCUGGCACUUCCUACUGCAUUCGUGUUCAUAAUCUAUUGGAUGGGAGGGCUCAAGCCUCAUCCCGUGACUUUCAUUCUAUCACUUCUCGUGGUCCUGUACAGCGUUCUCGUGUCUCAGAGUCUGGGAUUGGCAUUCGGAGCUAUUCUCAUGGAGAUCAAGCAGGCCACAACCCUAGCUUCUGUCACAACCCUCGUGUUCCUCAUUGCUGGAGGCUACUACGUUCAACAGAUCCCUCCAUUCAUAGCUUGGCUCAAGUACUUGAGCUAUAGCUAUUACUGUUACAAGCUGCUUCUGGGUGUUCAGUACGAUGAAGAAGAUUAUUAUGAGUGUUCCAAUGGGGUUUUGUGCAGAGUAGAAGAUUUCGGUCCCAUCAAAUCAAUGGGUUUGAAUCAAUUGUGGGUGGAUGUGCUCAUGAUGGCUCUCAUGUUGGUGGGUUAUCGACUAGUUGCUUAUUUAGCACUACGUAGGGUGAGGUAGAACAAAAGUUAUGAACAUGCCUUCUCUCCCAUAGUUUUUGUCCUUCAAUAUAAUUAAGGUCUGAUCAUCGCCGAUGAUAGAGUUUUAGACCCUCGAUGUAGCUCAUGGAAUGGAAUUUGAUCCACGAGUUGGAUGCAUCACCCUGUGUAACAGCAGUAUAAUUUGUAAUAUAUGGGAUAGUAAGGUAAAAUUUGUAA
Molecule: messenger RNA, 2216 nt
Organism: Prosopis cineraria
Lineage: Eukaryota; Viridiplantae; Streptophyta; Magnoliopsida; Fabales; Fabaceae
Product: ABC transporter G family member 14-like
Exons: 5
Coding region: 133-2019 (628 amino acids)
Cellular component (GO): membrane
Molecular function (GO): ATP hydrolysis activity; ABC-type transporter activity; ATP binding
Source: RefSeq, a predicted model, not a curated record